Rubroshorea leprosula is the source of this 1734-nucleotide messenger RNA. The record is from the annotation of a GenBank genome assembly. NCBI's taxonomy places the organism in Eukaryota, Viridiplantae, Streptophyta, Magnoliopsida, Malvales, Dipterocarpaceae.
GUGUUGGUUAAAGUUUGACUACCUCUGGCAAAACAAAACAAAGCAGAUUAAAGAUGAUGCCAUUGCUCAUUGCUGAACACGUCGAGAAGCUAUGGGAUACUUGGAAUAUCAGAGUCCUAAUUAUUCUAAGUCUCUUGGUGCAGUCUUUCCUAAUUCUGUCUGCACAAUUAAGAAAGCGAAGAGGUGGGAAAUGGUUCAUCAAGAUUCCACUCUGGAUAGCAUACCUACUUGCAGAUUGGGUGGCUACAUUCACUAUUGGACUCAUGUUGCGUGCUGAACGCAGUGACAUCGUAGCCUUUUGGGCACCCUUUCUUUUAUUGCAUCUUGGUGGCCCUGACACCAUUACUUCCUUCUCUCUGGAGGACAAUGAACUCUGGAUUAGGCACUUGCUUGGGCUCAUAUUACAAGUUAGUUCGACUAUGCAUGUUAUCCUUCAGUCACUCACACAUAACAAACUUUGGCUGCCAACUCUCCUAAUUCUAAUUGCAGGGGUAAUCAAAUAUGCUGAGCGCAACGGUGCCUUUUAUCUCGCAAGCUUUGACCAUUUUGGGAGUAAUUGGUCAUAUAUAUCACGUCUGCCUCCCAUUCCAGUACAAUUUGAACAAGUUCUUAAGUCACAGGGUUGGGAAUCGAGUAAACGACCGUCUUCGAUAAUUCUUGUGCCAGCUUACUGGAAGUACUACCAUAAUAAGUUGGGGGAGUUUGACAUCUGCCUGACAUAUGGGUUGCUGAUCGGGGCAUUGGCAUUGGAUUUGAUAUCCAUCUGUUUGUUUGAAACCAUAAGAAGAAGCAUCCAGUGUGUGUCCCUCGAAAAUUUUGUAGAGGAACAAGCUUGGAAGCUCAUUUUCACAACGCUACGAGAAAAGGAUAUUGGCGAGGCUGGCAAGGAAAUCUUUAGUCCGUCUAGAAUUCUCACCGGUCAUAUUACCAACUUCGCUUGGACCCUCGACAGGUUUGAGCACAUGGAAAGCCUUCUGAUAUGGCACAUAGCCACUGAAAUAUGCUACCGAAAAGUAUGUCCAGAAAACAGCUCCAGCAGUUCUACAUCAACAUCUAAUGAUCGUUUCGAUCACCGAAAAAUAUGCAAGUUGAUUUCAGAUUAUAUGUUUUACCUUUUGGUAAUGGAGCCUACCACCAUGACAGCCACCUCGCCUAACAGUUUGAAGAUGGUUUUUGAGGCCAAAGAUGGACCAUGGGAGUGGCCAGGUUAUUGGAAGAAGGGAUCCACAGAAACAUUCAUUAAAGAUCUACUGCAUAAGCUAUUGGAAGACGAAGCUGAAAUUGUUUAUAGAAAUCUAGGUCUGUGGAAGAAAGAUGUGGACAGGUUAGAACCCAAGGAAAAGGAUAGAAUAGCUAGCUUUCCGAGGAUAACCGUUGCAGGUUUUCUUGCCAAGGAGCUUCUCCAAUAUCAGCCCGGUGGUUGUCUGUGGAACUUAAUGAGCAGAUUUUGGAUAGAAAUAUUAUGCUAUGCUGCUAUUCAUUGCCAACCCAUUGUCCACGCACGACAACUAUGUUUUAGCACAACCGAAGCGUAUGGCAAAGGACAGGAGACGUCAGGAUGCGUCAACAGAUUCGCAAGUGUAACCGUUGGAUCUUACGAAAGAAGAGAUGACUAGACGAGUAGAGACAGCAUUGCAAGGCCCUCCUUGGCCUCUUCUAUCCUUGUUCUUUCAGAAGGAACUCGUUCACGAGUUGGAGAUCAUCUCAGCCACUUCAUAAAAUUGUCUGUUAAAU